ACGAGUGAAAUUGUUCGAAAAAAUUUACAAUCUGCGAUCUAUGAACACAUGACCUCGGGCAAUCAACUAUGUAGCUUUUAAUAACAGUAUAGACUGACGCGACCGAAGAUCUUUAUUCAUUACGCAAAGUAAUCAGUAGACUCAUCAAAUCAAGCCCGAAACACAACAAGGAUAUAACGACGAUGGUGCUGUAAUCGGAUUCAUUACUUGUUUUGAAGAAGACCCGAACUCCGUAAGACCCGUUUCGUGCCGAUUUAAAGGGGUUGGAGGAAACACUUUCCGACUGACGAAAGCAAGAGAAAGUUGGUUAUUUUGUUUACAUAAAAGUUUAUUGUCUUUACAUGUGAAUAUUCAUCAUGUCUAGUCUACAGAAGAGUGUGUUAAAAUCGAAGUUGCCACCGAUAGUUCCCUCAGCACCUCUUCAAAGCAGGGGAGCUCGUCGAGGAUUAGCUGGCAGGAGACGUGAUUAUACUCCCGUUCAAUGGGAUGCAUACUUCACAGAAAAUGAAGAUAUUCGAGUAAAUAAUAACAAGUUUCGUGUCUACAAAUUGGGAACCACUGGCCCAGUGUUGAUGCUUUUACAUGGUGGUGGAUUCUCUGCAUUGACGUGGUCACUCUUUUCUGCCUCUGUUACUGGUAUGGUUGAAUGUCGUGUUGUGGCUAUGGAUCUCAGAGGACAUGGUGAUACUGUCACAGAGGAAGAAGAAGAUCUGUCAGCAGAAACAAUGGCAAAAAAAUUGAUGCAUAAUGGACGUAGUUUUCAUACAUGUGGUGCAAUUAUGUCAAAUGUAAUAAGGAAGGGUCAUGCAGUAAAAGAAAUAGUAGACAUUGUAGUUGAAGAUUUUGAUGAACUAGACGAGGAAUGUGACACGGUGGAUGUUGUGGUUCUACCUCCAGGCACCAUAGAUGCACUGACUGACAAUGAUGAAGCGCUGAACGAUAUCACAGGUUUACUGGAAUCUAUUGGCAAAGCUGAAUGUGACUGGAGAAAAAUUUGGGUCUUGGGACACGGAUGAGAUGUGGGUGAUGUUGUGGCUGGACUGUAUGGUUCCGAUCCUCCAUCAAUUGUUUUGAUUGGUCACAGUAUGGGUGGGGCCAUUGCUGUCCACACAGCCAUAAAAGACUAUAUUCCUUCACUCAUUGGACUUGCUGUCAUUGAUGUGGUAGAAGGAACAGCUCUUGAUGCUUUGGCAAGCAUGCAAAGUUUUCUGCGCAGUCGUCCCUCUUUUUUCAAAUCACUUGAACAUGCAAUAGAAUGGUGAAAAACCCUGGUUGGAAGGACAUACAACUUAAGAGCUGAUACCUUGGGUGGUAGAACUGUGGAGGUGGUGAAUGUGGAAUAUGGAAUUGAAUUGUUUCCAAUAGAUAUUGGGGUGUUCAAGUUUGUCCUGGUGACUUCAAUGGAUUUGAAUGUGAGGAGUGGGCAAGUGAGAAAUACAGAUUCAGCAAGAGUAUCGAUGCCUGGACAGAUAAAAAAUAUGGAAACUGGUGCUCUUGCUACCAAUGAAUUGAGUUCCCAUGUUCCUUCGUCACCGACUGCAGAAGUGACACCAGUUCCUCUUUCAGACAGUAUCCAAGAGGAGGAAGGUGAUGUGCCAAAUAGUAAUCCAAAUCAAGUUUCUUCAGAAUUUAAGGCACCACUACCACAGUUUGGUGGUGAUAGUAGAAAGUACACAUGGAGAAUAGACCUUGGCCGUACUGAAAAGCAUUGGGCUGGCUGGUUUAAAGGCCUCUCCAAUAUGUUUUUGAGUUGUCCAGUUCCCAAAAUGUUACUAUUAGCUGGCAUUGACAGACUUGAUAAAGAUCUUACAGUGGGCCAAAUGCAAGGAAAGUUUCAGAUGCAAGUACUACCCCAGUGUGGACACGCGGUUCAUGAAGAUGUGCCAGAUAAAGUGGCAGAAGUUGUAGCAACUUUUCUUGUGAGGCACAAAUUUGCUGAACCAGCUGCUAAUUUUGAGAGGUAUGGACAUUAA
Messenger RNA from Gryllus bimaculatus (two-spotted cricket), 1973 nucleotides. The record is from the annotation of a GenBank genome assembly. Lineage: Eukaryota; Metazoa; Arthropoda; Insecta; Orthoptera; Gryllidae.